AUGGGUGUCACUCGCCGACCUCCGCCAGCAUAUACUGCUCCCCCAGACUCCACAGUCCAUGCCACUUCCGAGAUCUAUAGAUCUAUCUCGAAGACCGCCUCGGAUGCCUCCCAGAGAAAUCUAGAGACGUCUUUCACUAUUCGUCCGUGCUCUGGACAAGCAUGGGUUGUGCCAGCUGGGCACAUUUGUCGUUUGACUACCCCCAAGGGCCCUCAAGUGGGUGACUUGAAUAUCUGGAAUGCAAAUAAUCCCAGAGAGAGACUUUGGGCAGCGCGCACCCGUCAGAUCCACGCUUCCCACGUGUCGGUUGGUGACCGUCUUUGGUCCAACCUGCCAUAUAUUAGGCCACUGGUAACCAUUACUGGUGACUCACUUGGUGGCGGGCAACUUCACGAAGUGCUCGAUGCAGAAGGUAAACGAACCAAGGGUUUCGGAACGACGGAGUGGGGAGGACGAGUUCAUGAUCUCCUGGGUACCCGAUGCGACCCUUACGUGAAUCUGCUCAUGGGUGGCGAGUCAUUCGACUUUCACUGCCAUUCAAACCUUACCCGCUCAAUACUGCCAUUUGGACUGAACGAGCUUGAUGUGCACGACGUUUUGAAUGUUUUCCAAGUAACUGGACUGGAUGAAGAAGGGAAAUACUUCAUGGAAACUUCGCCAGCGAAGCCAGGGGAAUAUUUUGAGUUCUUUGCUGAGGUUGAUGUUCUCUGUGCGCUUUCGGCGUGCCCUGGUGGUGAUCUGUCCAACUGGGGCUGGGAGGAGAAGAGCGAAAUGGGGGCCACCACCCGCCCACUUGGUGUUGAAGUGUAUCAAUUGACUGAUCCGAAAGUGCUGGAGAAUUGGAAGGAGCCCGAGUCUCCAAAAUACAGAGGGAUGCACGGGGGCAUGGAGCAAGACCGAGACUCUGAAAAGGGUGCUAUGGUCCAUGAGAGUCGGCAAGAUGAUACACGGCAACCGUGCGAUGACAUCUACAACAUUCGGCCGUGGAAUAACCCCUUGGAUAGGCUGCCAAGUGCGAUAAGCACAUUGGGUGAGGCGGAUGAGGAUCCUGGACUGCGAAAACCAGGUGAUUUCAAACAGCCCCAGAAAUUUGGGGGAAGGAUGCUUCUUUGGCUUGCCUAUCAGUCCGUUGGUGUUAUAUACGGUGAUAUCGGCACUAGUCCUCUUUACGUUUACUCGUCGACAUUCAGUGAGACACCCUCUCGACAGGACCUCAUUGGCGUACUCUCUAUAAUCAUCUGGAGUUUAAUCAUGAUGGUGACUGUCAAGUACGUCUUGGUUAUUCUUCGCGCGGAUAAUGACGGCGAAGGAGGGACAUUUAGUACAUAUUCUCUUCUCAGCCGCUAUAUGAAUAUCACCCACCGUGAUCCGAGGGAAGCCUCCCUUGUUCAAAUGAAACGACAUUCAACAAAUGACCUUGAACGAACUAGCAGACAUGUACGGCACCGAAUUGAAUCAAGUAAUCUUGUGAAACGCCUUCUCAAAGUCAUGGGAGUAUUGGCGGUUACAAUGGUCCUUGCGGAUGGACUUCUUACUCCAGCUCAAUCAGUGUUGGGAGCUGUCCAAGGGAUUGAAGUAGUGGCGCCCAAUAUUUCAAAAGGUACCAUCAUAGGAGUUACUGAUGCUAUCCUGGUCCUGCUAUUUCUAAUCCAACCGCUCGGGAUUACUAAACUUACCUUUGCCUUUGCACCUAUUGUCAUCAUAUGGCUAGGAUUUAACGCCGUGUUUGGCAUAUACAACCUUGCGAAGUAUGACGCUGGUGUAUUCAUAGCAUUCAAUCCCGGAUAUGCCUUCGAAUUCCUAGCCCGCCAUGGUGAAGAGGGUUGGAGAAUGCUUAGUGGGACGUUGCUCGCUUUCACUGGCGUGGAGGCUCUCUUCGCGGACAUUGGGGCCUUCAGCAGAAAAGCUAUCCAGAUCAGCUGGCUAGGUUACACUUUUCCGUGUUUGCUCUUGGCCUAUAUCGGGCAAGCAGCUUAUAUCAGUGUACAUCCGGAGGCAUAUUCGAACCCCUUUUUCAAUGCUGCACCACCAGGAACCGUGUAUCCUGCACUGGUCAUUGCCAUUCUAGCUGCUGUUGUCGCCUCGCAAGCCAUCAUAACUGCAACGUUUCAGAUCAAAGUGGUCCAUACCUCCGAUAUCUUUCAUGGCCAGCUCUACAUCCCGAUUGCGAAUUGGCUCCUUAUGAUCGGAACGAUACUUGUGGCUUCCAUCUACAAUAAUACUACAUCUCUAGGUAACGCAUACGGGGUCUGCGUUAUAUUCGUCACAUUCUUCGACACAUGCAUGGUUGCGUUAGCAGCUAUGUUUGUGUGGCGUAUUAGCCCAUUCAUUGUGUUCCUGCCCUGGCUCAUAAUUGCCUGUUUGGAUGGUGCAUAUCUCUCUUCUGGUCUCAUGAAAGUUCCCACCGGUGCCUGGUUUACCAUUGUGCUUGCUACGGUGUUGGCCAUUCUCUUCCUAAUAUGGAGGUUUGGAAAAGAACAGCAAUGGUUUGCGGAGGCUGAAGAUCGCUUUCCUACCUCGCAUUUCGUCUCCAAAGACCCAGAUGGCCAAAUCCGUCUAACAGAUCGAUUUGGCGGCACGCCCUUGAGUAAAUCAAAAGGUCUCGGAAUUUUUUUUGAUAAGGCAGGCGAGACCACCCCGAUAGUGUUCAGCCAAUUUAUCCUCAAAUUGACCUCCAUGCCUGCGGUUAUAAUCUUCUUUCAUCUACGCCCAAUCGAGACACCAUCGGUACCGGCAGAAGGCCGCUAUACAGUUUCGAGGCUUGCUAUCCCUAACUGCUACCGUCUUGUUGUUCGAUAUGGGUACAAUGACGAGAUAAUCACGCCAAAUUUGGCGAACACCAUCACCCAGCAGGUCCGCAAGUACUUGAGUGAGAGAGUGGAUGAUCAGGUAGACUCAUCAAUGAGCACGCAUGACACCACCACGAACAAUAGUCAUCCUAGUUCUGUAGAGCAAUCCAUGACAUCUGCGGCUGCAGAGUCUACGGCAGCCGGCAAAGGGCAAGAUAAUAGACCAUUGGCUAAGCUCGAAGAUGCAUACAGUCAUGGGGUUAUUUAUAUUACCGGUAAAGAACAAAUGAGGGUCAACAGGAGCAAGAAUUAUCUUCGGAGAAUAGUGUUGUGGAUUUUCUUGUGGAUCAGAGAGAAUACCAGGGCGAAAAUAGCAUCUCUAGGGCUGGAAACGGAAAAGGUUAUUGAGGUUGGCUUUCUUAAAGAUAUAUAA
Molecule: messenger RNA, 3222 nt
Organism: Aspergillus alliaceus
Lineage: Eukaryota; Fungi; Ascomycota; Eurotiomycetes; Eurotiales; Aspergillaceae
Product: potassium transporter-domain-containing protein
Exons: 8
Coding region: 1-3222 (1073 amino acids)
Biological process (GO): potassium ion transmembrane transport
Cellular component (GO): membrane
Molecular function (GO): potassium ion transmembrane transporter activity
Source: RefSeq, a predicted model, not a curated record